Saccoglossus kowalevskii is the source of this 1122-nucleotide messenger RNA. RefSeq lists its product as uncharacterized. NCBI's taxonomy places the organism in Eukaryota, Metazoa, Hemichordata, Enteropneusta, Harrimaniidae. The record is from RefSeq and is a predicted model, not a curated record.
AUGUCGAUCCCUAUGCUGUUCGCAAGAGGCACCAACUACGAAGUCGGUUUUCAAAUCGGGAGCGUGUUCAAAGAGAAAAUACAAGCUGGUACAUCUGAUGUUAUUGACGAGGUUCAAGAUAUUCUUCAGAAAUUUGGAGGCCAGCAGCUGUACGACAGAUACCUUAGUACAGCAAAGCAAGUUUACCCACAAUACGUUGAAGAAUUACAGGGCAUGGCAGACGGGUCCGGGGUAACGUUUGAUAAGUUGUUUCUCAAUCUGAUUUCCGUGGAAUUGUACAAUAUGGCACACUCUGCAUCAGUAGACGUUACCAGGGAUACAACAUCUGAAGGUUGCACCGAUCUUUCAAUUCAGACAGACGCCGAGGUUUUGAUGACGCACACAGAGGACACUUUUGGGAAAAUAAAAGAAGGAUUUCUGGUGAACUGUCAGAUUGUUAACCCAAUCACGCACCUUACAGAGGAACAUUUUGUGUCUUACUGCGACCCCGGUGUACUACCCUCCGAUACGUUCGGGUUUAACAUACAUGGAUUGGUAAUGACGGGAAACACUAUUUAUCAACGUUAUCUCCCAUGCGAUAGAAUUGCUCGUAGGCUGGUAAAUCGAGCGGUACUUGGUGCGAGCAGUUUACAGGAAGUCUGUGAUAUCCUCGCCAGAGAACCAGGCGUUGGCGCGGCAUUCAAUCUUAACUUAGGAUGUCUAGGAUCGGAUGGAUCAGAUCCUGAAAUAUACAGUAUUGAAUUUGCCAACGGAGAUGACGGUACACUUAUUGACGUGCAGAAAUUCGGAGGCUAUAAUUACAGGUCAAACACUAUGAAGCGUUUGACUGUCGAGUGUAAUUCGGCACUCGGCCCAGAACGUCGGGAAGCGAGAAUCACACAACUAGCAACUCCAAAGAAUGCACGUGAUCUACUGGAGAUAAUGAGUGACACAGCAGAUGCCGAAUACCCGAUAUAUAGAUCGACAACGCCCCCUGGAGUCGUGGAGACAGCGGCAGUAGUAUUAUUUGAUUUAAAGCGAGCGACGAUGUCGGUGUACAAAGGAAACCCAAAAGAAAACUGCUAUAUCCCUAUUGCCGUAUUACCGCUAAGAUUUCCCCCAAAUCCAGUUCCAGAUAUAUAA